UCCGGGCCGGGCGGCUGCAGCGUCACUAGCAGAGCUGGUGCUGAGCGGGCGGAGCGGCCGCCGCCGCCGCCAACGAACCGGGGACCGCGCGUGGGCCAGGAGCGCGCCGGCCAGGGGAGGGGGUCCCUGCGGUCGGGCCGAGGGCGACGGGCCGCCGGCGGCCGCGGGGCGACGACGACGCCGCGAAAGAGGCGGAGCCCGCAGAGGGGAGGGGGCCGGGGAGGGCUCGGGGGGCUGCGAGCCGGGGGGUUGUCCCUGGACUCAUGGAGCCGGCCGAGCGGGCGGGCGGCGGGGAGCCCCCGGAGCCGGGCGGGUGUUCCGGGCGGGAGCCGCGGGGCUUCGUGCCGCAGAAGGAGAUCGUCUACAACAAGCUGCUGCCCUACGCCGAGCGGCUGGACGCCGAGUCCGACUUGCAGCUGGCCCAGAUCAAGAGCAACCUGGGCCGGGCGGUGCAGCUCCAAGAGCUGUGGCCGGGGGGCCUCUUCUGGACCAGGAAACUCUCCACGUAUAUUCGACUUUAUGGAAGAAAAUUUAGCAAAGAAGAUCAUGUUCUUUUUAUCAAGUUAUUGUAUGAGCUGGUGUCAAUUCCAAAGCUGGAAAUCAGCAUGAUGCAGGGUUUUGCUCGUCUCUUGAUCAACUUGUUAAAGAAGAAGGAACUUCUUUCAAGAGAUGAUUUGGAGUUACCUUGGAGACCACUUUAUGAUAUGGUGGAAAGAAUUUUAUAUUCCAAGACAGAGCACCUAGGAUUAAAUUGGUUUCCUAAUUCUGUAGAAAAUGUUCUCAAAACACUCGUGAAAAGCUGCCGACCAUAUUUUCCAGUGGAUGCCACAGCUGAGAUGUUAGAAGAAUGGCGACCACUAAUGUGCCCUUUUGAUGUAACAAUGCAGAAGGCCAUCACUUAUUUUGAAAUAUUUCUUCCUACCUCCCUUCCUCCAGAACUUCAUCAUAAAGGCUUUAAACUUUGGUUUGAUGAAUUAAUUGGCCUUUGGGUUUCAGUGCAAAAUCUCCCACAGUGGGAGGGGCAACUAGUAAAUCUCUUUGCUCGGCUGGCUACAGAUAAUAUAGGGUACAUAGAUUGGGAUCCGUAUGUACCAAAGAUUUUUACGAGAAUUCUGAGAAGCUUGAACCUUCCAGUGGGAAGUAGUCAAGUGUUAGUUCCAAGGUUUUUAACAAAUGCUUAUGAUAUAGGACAUGCUGUAAUAUGGAUUACUGCUAUGAUGGGUGGACCAAGUAAGCUAGUGCAAAAACACUUGGCUGGCUUGUUCAACAGCAUCACAUCUUUUUACCAUCCCUCAAAUAAUGGGCGCUGGCUGAACAAGCUAAUGAAACUACUUCAGCGGUUGCCAAACAGUAUUGUUAGAAGAUUGCAUCAUGAAAGAUACAAGAAACCUUCUUGGCUAACUCCUGUGCCUGAAAGCCAUAAGCUUACUGAUCAAGAUGUCACAGACUUUGUACAAUGCAUUAUUCAGCCUGUCCUCUUGGCUAUGUUUAGCAAAACUGGUAGUUUAGAAGCAGCCCAGGCUCUGCAGAAUCUUGCACUCAUGAGACCUGAGUUAGUAAUACCCCCUGUACUUGAAAGAACUUACCCUGCACUAGAAACUUUAACAGAACCCCACCAGCUCACUGCUACUUUAAGUUGUGUCAUUGGCGUGGCCCGCAGCUUGGUAUCGGGAGGCAAAUGGUUUCCUGAAGGUCCAACACACAUGCUACCUCUGUUGAUGAGAGCAUUGCCUGGGGUGGAUCCAAAUGACUUUAGUAAAUGCAUGAUCACAUUCCAGUUUAUAGCAACAUUUUCCACUCUGGUGCCUCUAGUAGACUGUUCAUCUGUACUGCAGGAAAGAAAUGACCUCACUGAAGUGGAACGAGAACUUUGUUCAGCCACAGCUGAAUUUGAGGAUUUUGUCUUACAGUUUAUGGACAGAUGCUUUGGACUUAUAGAAAGUAGCACAUUGGAACAAACAAGAGAAGAGACAGAAACUGAGAAAAUGACUCACUUGGAGAGUUUGGUUGAAUUAGGACUGUCAUCUACAUUUAGUACAAUCCUUACACAAUGUUCUAAGGAAAUAUUUAUGGUGGCUCUGCAGAAGGUUUUUAAUUUUUCUAUUUCACAUAUAUUUGAAACAAGAGUAGCAGGCCGCAUGGUUGCAGACAUGUGCCGUGCUGCUGUAAAGUGCUGCCCAGAGGAGUCUUUGAAGCUGUUUGUUCCUCACUGUUGCAGUGUUAUAACUCAGCUUACAAUGAACGACGAUGUCUUAAAUGAAGAAGAAUUAGAUAAGGAGUUAUUAUGGAAUCUUCAACUUUUGUCUGAGAUUACUCGAGUGGAUGGGAAAAAGUUACUUCUUUAUAGAGAACAGCUUGUAAAUAUACUCAGAAGAACCCUCCAUUUAUCCUGUAAGCAUGGUUAUACUCUGGCUUGUAACCUUCUGCAUCACCUUCUUCGUUCUACUACGCUCAUCUACCCUACAGAAUACUGCAGCGUGCCAGGUGGAUUUAACAAGCCUCCUUCUGAAUACUUUCCUAUCAAGGAUUGGGGUAAGCCAGGGGAUUUGUGGAAUCUGGGUAUCCAGUGGCAUGUUCCUUCUUCUGAAGAAGUGGCUUUUGCCUUCUAUCUGUUGGACUCUUUUCUUCAGCCUGAGCUCAACAAACUUCAGCGCUGUGGGGAUGGAGAACUUGAACUGUCUAGAGAUGAUAUUCUCCAAAGUCUCACUAUCGUGCAUAACUGUUUAAUUGGCUCAGGAAACCUCCUACCCCCAUUGAAAGGAGAGCCAGUUUCUAACUUGGUACCCACUAUGGUUUCCUUGGAUGAGACAAAAUUAUAUACUGGACUUGAAUAUGAUCUAUCCAGAGAGAACCAUCGAGAAACAAUUGCUAAGGUCAUAAGGAGACUUCUUAAUCAUAUACUUAAUAAUUCAGAAGAUGAUACCAAGUCAUUGUUUCUUAUCAUUAAGAUUAUUGGAGACCUUUUGCAAUUCCAAGGAUCACACAAACAUGAAUUUGACUCCCGUUGGAAAAGCUUUAAUCUAGUAAAGAAAUCAAUGGAAAACCGGCUCCAUGGGAAAAAGCAACAUAUCAGAGCACUUUUGAUAGACAGAGUAAUGUUGCAGCAUGAGCUACGAACGCUAACUGUUGAGGGCUGUGAAUACAAAAAAGUACAUCAAGAUAUGAUCAGAGAUCUUCUACGUUUAUCUACAAGUUCAUACAGUCAGGUCAGAAAUAAGGCUCAGCAAACGUUUUUUGCUGCCUUGGGAGCAUAUAACUUCUGUUGCAGAGAUAUCAUCCCCUUGGUUUUGGAGUUCUUAAGACCAGAUAGACAAGAUGUCACACAGCAGCAAUUCAAGGGUGCUUUGUAUUGUCUUCUUGGAAAUCAUAGUGGUGUGUGCUUGGCAAACCUUCAUGACUGGGACUGUAUUGUGCAGACCUGGCCAGCAAUUGUUUCUUCAGGGCUAAGCAAGGCAAUGUCUCUGGAGAAGCCAUCAAUAGUGAGACUAUUUGAUGACCUUGCAGAGAAGAUUCAUCGGCAAUAUGAAACAAUUGGCUUGGAUUUCACAAUUCCAAAGUCAUGUACUGCAAUAGCAGAAUUACUUCAACAAUCAAAAUAUCCAUCUACCAACCAGAUAAUGCUUAGUUCAGAAGAAAUUAAAGAAGGACAUAACCGCCAACAAGUAAAGAAUGCUGAUGCCCUAAGGAACUAUGAAAAAUUGGUAGACACUUUAUUAGAUGGUGUUGAACAGAGAAAUCUGCCCUGGAAAUUUGAACACAUAGGCAUUGGGCUGCUAUCUCUACUCUUGAGAGAUGACCGAGUGCUGCCUCUUCGUGCCAUUCGUUUUUUUGUUGAGAAUCUCAACCAUGAUGCAAUUGUAGUUCGUAAGAUGGCGAUCUCUGCUGUUGCUGGUAUUCUCAAACAACUAAAAAGAUCUCACAAAAAGUUGACCAUUGACCCCUAUAAAAUUAGUGACUGUCCUAAACCUGUCCAAAUUUGUGCUGGUGACAGACCCGACAAUCAUUGGUUGCAUUAUGAUAGCAGAAGUGUACCAAGAACUAAGAAAGAUUGGGAGUCAAGCUGUUUUGUGGAAAAAACUCACUGGGGUUACUAUGCCUGGCCACAGAAUAUGGUGGUUUAUGCAGAUGUGGAAGAGCAACCCAAACUUGGCAGAAGCAGGGGCGAUUUGACGGAGGCAGAAAAGAUUAUAUUUGAUCAUUUUUCUGAUCCUAAAUUUGUUGAACAGUUAAUUACUUUUCUAUCUUUAGAAGACAGGAAAGGAAAAGAUAAGUUCAAUCCUCGACGGUUUUGCCUCUUUAAGGGUAUAUUCAGAAAUUUUGAUGAUUCCUUUCUGCCAGUUCUGAAGCCCCAUUUAGAAUGUUUGGUUGCAGAUUCACAUGAAAGUACUCAGCGAUGUGUUGCAGAGAUCAUAGCUGGCUUAAUCCGAGGUUCUAAGCAUUGGACAUUUGAAAAGGUAGAGAAACUUUGGGAGCUUCUGUGCCCUCUGCUUAGAACAGCACUGUCCAACAUUACAGUGGAGACAUACAAUGACUGGGGAACUUGCAUAGCAACAUCCUGUGAAAGCAGAGAUCCUCGAAAACUUCAUUGGCUUUUUGAGUUGCUCUUGGAAUCUCCACUGAGUGGUGAAGGAGGAUCCUUUGUAGAUGCAUGUCGACUGUACGUUCUGCAAGGUGGCCUCGCCCAGCAAGAGUGGAGAGUGCCUGAGCUGCUGCACAGACUGCUAAAGUACUUGGAGCCGAAACUCACCCAGGUUUACAAAAAUGUCAGGGAAAGGAUAGGAAGUGUGCUGACCUACAUAUUCAUGAUAGAUGUUUCUUUGCCAAACACUGCGCCAACACUGUCCCCUCAUGUCUCUGAAUUCACUGCUCGAAUUCUAGAGAAAUUGAAACCCCUCAUGGAUGUGGAUGAAGAAAUUCAGAACCAUGUUAUGGAAGAAAAUGGAGUUGGUGAAGAAGAUGAGCGAACUCAGGGCAUUAAACUCUUAAAAACUAUAUUGAAAUGGCUGAUGGCGAGUGCAGGAAGAUCCUUCUCCACAGCAGUCACAGAACAGCUUCAGCUUCUACCUUUGUUUUUUAAGAUUGCCCCAGUGGAAAAUGACAAUAGCUAUGAUGAACUGAAAAGAGAUGCCAAGUUGUGUUUAUCUUUAAUGUCUCAGGGGUUGCUUUACCCUCAACAAGUGCCUUUGGUACUUCAGGUGCUAAAACAAACAGCAAGAAGCAGUUCUUGGCAUGCCAGAUACACAGUACUGACCUACCUCCAGACUAUGGUAUUUUAUAACCUCUUUGUUUUCCUAAACAAUGAAGAUGCAGUUAGAGACAUCAGAUGGCUGGUUAUAAAUCUUUUGGAAGAUGAGCAAUUAGAGGUUCGAGAAAUGGCCGCUACCACCUUAAGUGGUCUGUUGCAGUGUAACUUCCUUACCAUAGACAAUCCUAUGCAGAUUCAUUUUGAGCAACUUUGCAAAACCAAACUACCGAAGAAAAGAAAACGAGAUCCUGGUUCUGUAGGAGAUACGAUUCCUUCCGCAGAGUUAGUCAAACGUCAUGCUGGGGUGCUGGGACUUGGUGCGUGCGUUCUUUCCAGUCCUUAUGAUGUUCCCACCUGGAUGCCCCAGCUUCUCAUGAAUCUCAGUGCACAUCUGAAUGAUCCUCAACCGAUUGAGAUGACUGUAAAAAAGACCUUAUCCAAUUUCCGAAGGACACACCAUGACAACUGGCAAGAACACAAACAGCAAUUCACUGAUGACCAGCUGCUUGUUCUCACCGAUCUCCUUGUGUCACCAUGCUAUUAUGCAUAAAAGGAUGAGUAGUCUGCACUUGAAGCUCUUUUCAUCGAAAAUCCCAGAUCCUCAGGUACCAUCUGUGGUGGCUCGCUGAAGGUUUUUAAAAUUCUGCCUCCAUUGAGCUCUCAUCAUUUUGGUGGUUUCUGUGUUUAGUCUCAGUCUGUGUUUCACAGGUUUUCAGCUGCCAUUUUUUUUCUUCUUCUUUUUUUUUCCCCUAACUUGUCCAGAAGUGUUCCCAGAUUAUUGAUCACUUUUUUUCUUUGAGGCAUCUGACAAAGCUACAAUGUCUCAGACUAGAAAUAAUUACCCAAUAUGAUCAUGGCAUCCAACACCAGACAGAGUCUAGGAACUCAUUAAGAAACAGUUUGCUUAGAAUGGAGAAUACCCAGGUCCAUUCAUUUCAUUCAUCUCAAAUUAUUUUGCUUCCUUUCUGUAUGGCUGUUGGGUCUGGAUGGUAAUAGGGCUGUGGGUCACAAAUCUGAAGCCUUGAGAGCCUUGGAUAUGGAGAGCCAGCCAUACAAGAGGGAAGGAAAAGAGGGCAAGUCUUAAACCUAACCAAGGACCUGAUGGAUUGCUGGACCGGGACAUGGAAGUGAAGCCUGUAUCCACAUGCUUCCCACAGACGAGUUUUUGGUGCUGAAUAGAAGAGCAGUUACUGAAAAACUGGGGAAUUGGUGAAUAAAUUUUCGAUUGAUUGUUGUGUGUAUACUAUGCGUGAUUUUGAAAAUAAACAGCAACAACAAUAAUAAAAACAAAACAAAACCCUGACUGGUUGAUUUUUCCUGUAUUCUUUAGAAAUACUGUGUUGACCCUCUUUGAAAACUGUUGUCUCACCUACUGAAAGAAUGCUGCAUUUGUGGAGAUUCUACACCCUCCCCCUUUUAUUUUUAUUUUGCCUGCAGAAUCGUUGAGAGACUACUAAGUCUUGAUAUUUAAUUGACUUGUUUAAACGUUAUAUAGAUGUAAAAGACUGUAUAAACUGUAGUGAUAACAUUGACAAGACUUUGUACAGAUACAGCCUUUUACACAACACCAUUGUGUAAUGAAUUUGUAAAGAUUCACGUGUAGCUCUUUAUUAUGGUGAUAUUUGACUUUUGUAUCAAUUGAAUGCUGUUUUUGUGUUUUUAAAUUAUUUUCUUUAUCUUUUAUGUUAGAGCUGAGGUGUGGAUAUAUAUAUAUAUGUGUAUAUAUAUAUACACAUGUAUAUAUAUAUGUUUAGUUCAUUUAUUUUUAGAAUGUCUGGAUUUUUAUGUAACUUUUGUGUGCAUCUCUAUAUGCAAACUCCACCUUUGCCUCUGAUAAUUUUAUAGGAUGCAGGCUACCUUUUAGGUUGAAAUAAUUCACAAGUUGGUGAAUGUCAUCUGACAGUACAUCCUGUACAGUCUUCCUUAAAGGAGCACUAAGUUUAUUUUUUAGUAUCUAAUUGCUGAGUGACCCAAGACUGACCUGACUGCAGCAGAGAUCCUGGUACAGUAUCUAAGUGUCAGCAUACACAGGCAUAAUCUUUGUAUAGAGUAGUGCCAAACUGAUCAUUGCAAUUGUGUAAGUAGUUCAAAACCCAAUAAAUGAACUGUUUUUAAUA
Erinaceus europaeus (western European hedgehog) is the source of this 7362-nucleotide messenger RNA. It is a transcript of the gene PSME4, whose product is annotated as proteasome activator subunit 4. The coding region runs from base 264 to 5795 and encodes 1843 amino acids. Gene Ontology annotation, cellular component: nucleus; spermatoproteasome complex; cytosol. Gene Ontology annotation, biological process: proteasomal ubiquitin-independent protein catabolic process. Gene Ontology annotation, molecular function: proteasome binding; peptidase activator activity. NCBI's taxonomy places the organism in Eukaryota, Metazoa, Chordata, Mammalia, Eulipotyphla, Erinaceidae. The transcript has 47 exons. The record is from RefSeq and is a predicted model, not a curated record.